Messenger RNA from Cercospora beticola, 1343 nucleotides. RefSeq lists its product as uncharacterized. NCBI's taxonomy places the organism in Eukaryota, Fungi, Ascomycota, Dothideomycetes, Mycosphaerellales, Mycosphaerellaceae. The record is from RefSeq and is a predicted model, not a curated record. Gene Ontology annotation, biological process: L-cysteine catabolic process. Gene Ontology annotation, molecular function: ferrous iron binding; cysteine dioxygenase activity.
GACUCGCUCGCCAGAAAUUUUCUUCUUGCCGUAGUCCCACCUUCCCACUUUUCAUUUCGUCCCGCCAGACCAGGACACCUCACCAUCAUCGCCAUCGAGUAUGACUACCACAGCACGACGGGCCUCUAGUAGUGCGGGGUCGCUGAAGACCGCGUCGCUGCACGACAGUGCCAGAGGCUCGCCCGAGCCUCAGCUAUCCCGACGACAAUCUCUUGACCAUGAGGACGAAUUCCAGCGUCUCGUUAGCGACAUCAAUCGCAUCUUGGGUCCGAGCAAUGGUAUCGACAGUGCAUCGGUCAAAGUGGGCGACUUGGUCUCUGCGAUGGAGGCAUACUCGUCCGAUGAGUCAGAAUGGUCCCGGUACGCGUUUUCGGACGCUGAAAUGGCAUACACGAGGAACCUCGUGGAUCGAGGGAACGGCAAAGCGAAUCUCUUGAUUCUCGUCUGGACGCCUGGCAAGGCAUCGCCCGUACACGAUCAUGCAAACGCUCACUGUGUCAUGAAAGUCCUCAAGGGCACGCUUGAAGAAACACUCUAUGGCUUCCCAUGUCAAGCCAACUCCAAUCUUUCAUUACUCGAUCUGGACUCUGCAGAAGGUGCUGCACUGAACGGCAAUACCGAACACAAAUGUUCAGCCACAUGCCCAAGAGCUUCAUCGACCAGCAAGUUACCCGUGAUGCGAAAGACACGGUACACCACGGACCAAGUAACGUACAUGAGUGACCGUCUCGGCUUGCACUCGGUCGGCAACCCGAGCACAGAUCCCGAAGACUUCGCCAUCAGUCUGCAUCUGUACACUCCACCGAAUGCCGCGUCCUCAGGCUGCCAUACGUAUGAUCCCAAUACAGGCAAGAAGUCCUCCGAGAAGCACAAGAUGAACCAUUUCUAUUCGGAGCUUGGCGUCAAGAUGUGAGGGGCGUCGAGGUUCUUGAACAGCUCGAUUUUUUACCGCGACAACAUUCGAAAUGUUGCCGGCGGCUUACUUACUUUUGAGAGCCUUGUUUCGACGAGCAUCGCUGAAUAUCGUCAGAGAUUACAUCUCUGGUGAGAGACGUCGAAGGCGUCUUGCGUCGACGUGGGUUCGAUGGCGAUGACUGCCUGAUUUUAGCUGCCGCAUUCUUCGUUUUGCAAGUUUGAGCCCAAUGAGGGACAUUGAAUACUGCCGCACGAACGAUCUUGAUUAGGAGAUAUGGCGUAUCGGUUGGGAAGGAAAGGGAGGCGUUCGUUGACCAAUUUGUCGGCAAAGGCGUUCACUGACGGACUUCAGAUGGAGCGUGCUGCCAUCGUACCUUUCACUGCGACUACAUCCAUAGCAAUUAACGAAACCUUUAAAAACGAUUUUC